Molecule: messenger RNA, 1776 nt
Organism: Capronia epimyces CBS 606.96
Lineage: Eukaryota; Fungi; Ascomycota; Eurotiomycetes; Chaetothyriales; Herpotrichiellaceae
Exons: 1
Coding region: 1-1776 (591 amino acids)
Source: RefSeq, a predicted model, not a curated record
AUGAACGGUAUCACCGAGCCGUUACCUGGCCUCCUUGACGAUCCGCAGUUCCAGAUAACGGAUUUGCCUGCUCUGACCGAUUUUCAAAUCGCUCCCCUGCGUAAUCCAGCUCCUGCUCGUCAUGGAAACGUCCCGCUGCCACUCGAGCCAGGGCCCGGCAACAUCCUCAACAACACUCGGACUACCAAGUCUCUAUCGGAAGACCACAGCGAGAAAAGGAGGGCUCCAAAGAUCACUCCCAAUGACGUCCUGCUGGCUCGGGAAUCAAAGAAACCACACUUGGCCAUUAGCGAGCUGCUGGAAGACAACGAUGGUCAAGACAUUGCACCGAUGCAGCUUCCUUCCUUCAUCAGCCUUUCUGUCGUCGAGAAAUCUCCUAUACAAGCACCCGCUGCUUUGGAACAUCCUCAGUUUCAGAAGCGCCUGAGAGUAGAUGUCGAAAAUGAGCACAUCUCGCUGGAUUUGAUCAGGCGUCUCCCUCGGCCGGCACAGAAAGAUGAACGACAGACUAGGCCGGCACCUAUGCUCCCUGCGAUGGUCACGGGCUUACAUGAGCCGCCCCCGUCCGCAGCACUGCUCCCGUCCAUCGACGUCGACUCUAGGCCUUCAGCUUCACGCUCGAACACAACUUCGAAGAUCCAUGUUAAGGAUAUGCUGACCCAGUCUGUUCAGCAUACAUCUGCACUGCCCACGGCGCUCCUGCCCAGCCAAGCUGACCAAGAUUUGGGCUCGUUCAAACAGUACAGUGCCGCCCACGGGACAUCCUUUCAGGAACUUGUGCCGGCCAAUGCGGAGCUAGCCACAGCGCCGGCACCGUGGAAAGACAAUAAACCUCGACGCGUUCGUCGGAAAUGGUCAGAGGACGAAACAAAAUAUCUGCUGGCAGGGGUGCGAAAGUACGGUGCCGGCAAAUGGAAACAAAUUCUGGAUGAUCCAUCCUUUAAAUUCAGUGAUCGGAGCUCAGUUGAUCUCAAGGAUCGAUACCGAGUCUGCGCAAAUAAUGAGACUGUCCCGAGACUAGAUACUCUUUCUGCCAGGAUAUCCUUUGGCAUGGAACCCUUAUCUGGCCCCGAAGCUCCUGCCACUGCUCAAGGAUCAAUUUCGCCUGACCAGUCUGCCCCCGCGACCUCGCCCAUGGAUCUGGGCCAACCUUCGAAACAACGGCGGAAACGCCGCGCCUGGACUGCGCGUGAGGAUGCCAACCUGCUCAAAGGCGUGGCCAAACACGGGUUUCAGUGGACCGCCAUUCAUGACGACGUUGAGCUUGACUUGAAACAUCGACGAGCUACUGACUUACGUGAUCGUAUCCGCACCAUGUACCCAGACGGAUACAGGCAUGCUGAAAGCGCACCGCUGAGAUCCGAGAUGAAAAGGACCGAGAAAGUUGGCGGACAGAGCUUCACUGCUAGUAUAGCUGGAUCUAGUGGCUCGGGAACGCUUGGAAGGAGCUCUGCAACGGCGACUCCACCGCAGAACGUGGCUAGUUUCACGCACCCCAACUCGAAUACGCCGACACAGAAUCAACCUGUCACUGAGCGGACCAAAUCGUCGGCUUCAUCUGCCAGCAUGAUGAUGUUGAUACACAACACCGAUGGGGAUCGAGAAAAUACAAGAGACAAAGAGAAAGACAAGGAGCGGGAGAGGGACAAGGGAGGGGAGAGGGAUCAACAGCCUGGCGUCACUUUACCCAGCUUCACGCUUGAUGUUGAGGAUGACAUGGAUUGGGAGGAUAAUAGGUUACCCCCACUGCAUGAAUGGGAAGAGAUUGGCAUAUAG